UCCGAAAUGCAGUUUUGGGGGUAUUCCCAAUGUCUGAAGAGCGAUCUGCUAAGCUCAAGCUAAAGAGGAAGAAAUGUGUAACCACACCUCAGGGUGGACAAGAGAUGGAAGUCAAACUACAGCCCUCGUCUGUGCUCAGCUUGAGACAGGACUUCACUGGUUCCUGGUUUGACGAAAUCGAAUUAACUGCUGCUGAACAAACAUGGAAGCAGGUUCUGAGCAGUGUGUAUCCAGACCUCAACUGUGUGGGCUGGGGAGCGGUGCCUAGCCUGCCAGACAUCAACCUCAAGAUGAACAAGAAGGAAACGGAGACAAUCAACACUGAUGUGUUUAAAGUUGGAGACAUGAACUUUCAAUGGAUUCCAUUGCCUAGUGCCCUUAAUAUUGAUCAGGCACCACAACCUUGUGUUCCAGAGACUAAAAACAGUCAACAGAAUAAUGAACACAUUAGGAAAUCCUUAGCUGAUACACUUGCAGAAAAUGUUCAGCAAAAGCAAUCUAAAGUGUUGCUGACCAAACAAGUUGGAAUUUCACUCUGUAGCAAGGAUUCCAAAAGGACUAAUGAGGAACUACCCACACCACAAAAUGAUUCAACAAAAAGUACCAUGUUGCCUCCAGUGUCACAAAAAAGUACUACAGUAUCUGUUACUAAAUCCCAGACAGUACUUAAAAGUUUUUCAAAGAAUGGCAGUGUGUCACAAAUACGUAAAGGUUCGUCAAAGAGCGCUAAAGAUCCGCAGAUGUCACAAAAAGGGUCCACAAAGCAUGCCAAAGAACAGCAAAUCUCUCAGAAAUCAAAUAUUAAUCUAUGGGCUACAGUAACCUCAUUGAAAAGUACGAAGAUAAUACAGGAUCAUAAAGGAAUAAAGGAGCCUAAAACAGAAGAAAAACCUCACCCUAAUGAUGUAAUUAUGGUAGAUGCUGCAAAAGAGGAGACCUCACAGGGCAGUAGCAGGGGGCAUACUAUAGAAGAAAUUGCAGGAAAACCAGCAGAUGCCACAAGUUCAUUGGACACCUGUCCUAUAUGUCUGAUGCAGUUUCCAAAACAGUUUUCACAGCUUGAUAUGGACAGCCAUCUGGCUCAGUGCUUGUCAGAAACAACUGUUGAUGUAGUAUGGUGAUUUAACAAUGUGGACUAAACAAAUGCUUCGGUACAAUGUCAUUGACAGACAUGCUCAAGGAUUCUUUGUACAAACACGUGCUGAUAUAUAUAGUGAAUAUUUGUAACAAAGCAAGGUAAAGUCAGGUUGAUCUUAACAGGCUAAGUGCACUAGUUAGUCUGGUUAAAGGGGUUAUCCAGGAAUAGAAAAACACAGCUAAUUUCUUCCAAAAACAGCUACACGUCUGUCUCCAGGUUGGGUGUGAUUUUACAGCUUGACUCCAUU
This is a messenger RNA of Hyla sarda, 1385 nucleotides long. RefSeq names its product FA core complex associated protein 20 (gene FAAP20). The coding region runs from base 30 to 1121 and encodes 363 amino acids. NCBI's taxonomy places the organism in Eukaryota, Metazoa, Chordata, Amphibia, Anura, Hylidae. The transcript has 5 exons. Gene Ontology annotation, molecular function: ubiquitin binding. The record is from RefSeq and is a predicted model, not a curated record.